Papaver somniferum (opium poppy) is the source of this 2074-nucleotide messenger RNA. Its product is annotated as ankyrin repeat-containing protein At2g01680-like. Gene Ontology annotation, cellular component: plasma membrane. Bases 218 to 1834 code for a protein of 538 amino acids. The record is from RefSeq and is a predicted model, not a curated record. NCBI's taxonomy places the organism in Eukaryota, Viridiplantae, Streptophyta, Magnoliopsida, Ranunculales, Papaveraceae. Gene Ontology annotation, molecular function: protein phosphatase regulator activity; protein phosphatase 1 binding. The transcript has 3 exons.
AGUAAAGGAGGGAAGAGAGGAAUCUCAGUUCACCAUCACAACCAACGACUUUGCUUUCAUUUCACUCCCUCUCUCAAAUAAUGGAGACAAACAAAAUUCAUCAUCAUCCUCGUUGUUUGACUCUUAAUUUCUCCACCACUAAAAGUCAAACAAAUUAGCACCAUAACCAGCAGCUGAAAGAAUCUAAACAUCAAAAAAAUCAAACCUCUGAUUAUCCAUGGCUUCAUCUUCAUCAUCAGUACCAGUGAUGGAUACUAGUACUACUACUAAAUCAUUAAGACUUAUAUCUCAUCAAUCAUUCUUCUUAGCUGUUCGAUCCAGUAAUCUUGAUAUGAUCAAACAAUUACUAGAAGAAUGCAAUGAUCAGGAUAAUCCGUUGAUGGGAUUAACUAAUGAUAAUGGUGAAACAUCGAUUUAUGUUGCUGCGGAUAAUAAUCUUGAAGAUGUUUUUAAAUACUUGAUUCGGUUCUGUGAUAUUCGAAUUGUGUCUAUCAGGUCUAAGCUUGAUUUGAAUGCAUUUCAUGUGGCUGCUAAGCGUGGACAUUUAGGCAUCGUGAAGGAACUGUUGAACUUGUGGCCUGAACUGUGCAAUAUAUGUGACAAGUCAAACACAAGUCCCCUUUAUACGGCUGCUGUCCAGGACCACCUGGAUGUAGUGAAUGCCAUACUAGAUGCAGAUGAAAGUUGCAUGAGAAUAGUUAGAAAAAAUGGGAAAACAGCGUUGCACAAUACGGCUAGGUACGGUUAUUUCAGAAUAGUGAAAGCACUUCUAGACAGAGAUCCUGAAGUCGUCUCAAUCAAAGACAAGAAGGGCCAAACUGCACUCCAUAUGGCCGUAAAAGGUCAGGAUCCUUCUGUAGUUGAGGAGUUACUGAUUGCCGAUCUCUCUAUAUUGAAUGCACGCGACAAGAAGGGAAACACUGCUGUUCAUAUGGCUACUAGGAAAUGUCGACCACAGAUAGUGUGCCUUCUACUUAGUUACUUAGCUGUUGAAGUCAAUGCCAUCAAUAAUCAGAAGGAAACUGCAAUGGAUUUAGCAGAAAAACUUCAAUAUGGAGAAUCUGCAUUAGAAAUCAAGGAAGCUCUAACAGAAGCCGGUGCCAAGCAUGCAAGAAAUGUUGGCCGAGUGGAUGAAAAUCAGGAGUUAAAAAGAACUGUUAGUGAUAUAAAACAUGAGGUACACAUGCAGCUCAUACAAAACGGGAAAACCAAUAAACGAGUUUCUGGAAUCGCAAAAGAACUUCGGAAGCUACAUAGAGAAGCUGUUCAAAACACCACUAAUUCUGUAACAGUUGCUGCUGUUCUCUUUGCUUCCAUCGCAUUCAUGGCUAUUUUCAAUUUGCCAGGACAGUAUUUUCAGGUUGGGCCAGACGCCGGAGAAGCCAACAUUGCAGAUAAUCUGGGAUUCAGAUUAUUCUGUCUUUUGAAUGCUACUUCACUCUUCAUAUCUUUGGCAGUUGUGGUGGUCCAAAUCACUUUGGUUGCAUGGGAUACUAGGGCUCAAAAACAAGUUGUUUCAGUUGUUAACAAACUAAUGUGGGCAGCUUGUGUAAGUACUUGUGGUGCUUUCAUAUCAUUAUCUUUUGUUGUUGUGGGAAGGAGAGGAUCAUGGAUGGCAAUAACUAUAACUGUAGUUGGAGUUCCAAUCCUUGUUGGAACUCUCGCAGCUAUGUGUUACUGUGUUUUCCAACAGCAUUUUGGGAUGUCAGGCGAUGAUUCACAAAGACGCAUAAAACGGGCAAGUGGAAGUAAAUCAUUUUCAUGGACUCGGUACUCUGAUUUUUCAGAUCCUGAUGCUUACAACUCCGAACACGAGAAGAUUUACGCCUUGUAAGUCUUUGUUAAUAUAGUGUAGGAUUGCAGUUCCAGUUGGAGCUGUUGUAAAUAAUGUCAUGGUUAUAAACCACCCAAGAGAUGCAGUUUAGAUUUUGUAAGGUAUUCUGCAAGGGAAGAGAUUUACAUGGAAGGGUUUCUGGAGGAUAAAUGGUAAUGUCAAAUAGAUUUAUGUAUAAGGAACUAAUGAAAUGACUAUACAGGUGAAAUCAAGCAAAAUAUUUCCUCUACAGGUCGAAAA